Cuscuta epithymum is the source of this 1016-nucleotide messenger RNA. NCBI's taxonomy places the organism in Eukaryota, Viridiplantae, Streptophyta, Magnoliopsida, Solanales, Convolvulaceae. The record is from the annotation of a GenBank genome assembly.
GCAAGAAUGAAUUGCAAGUGGAAAAUCAUGGCUGAUUCCUAUCACCCACCUUAAGGACAAGGUGGUUGUUGAUUUGUUGUGCAGUACUCUGUUAUUACUACUUGUAUUGAUUUAUUGUGUGUUUAUGUUGCAGGCUUGCAGCAAUGGCUUUGUCCUUACAACGUUAUACAUGGACAGAACAGAAUAGCCGUUUUACUCAACUUUUGAAAGAAAGAAGUAGAGAACAAAAAGAAAGGUCAAUGGCAAUCAGAAUAGAGACGGCAGUUCAUUUGCCUGAAAGCUUGAUCAUAGAGGUUCUCUCAUGGCUGCCAGUAAAAGAACUGCUACAAUACAAGAGUGUGAAUAAAACAUGGCAUGCUAUAAUAUCAAGUCCUUAUUUCAUAUCGAAACAUCUGAAAAACUAUUAUCAUAGAGGCAACAAUCAGGUUUGGAACGGGUGUCUUCUAAUCCAGCGUUAUGUUGCUCAAGCUGAACUCCAGGUGUUUGAGUUGUUUCUGGAUCGAACUCCCCGAGUUUUAGCUGAUGAAGUGUUGUAUGGUGUUAGUGCAAUUAUUUGGCAACAUAUUUUGCAUUAAAGAGAGUUGAUCACAAAAGUUAAUGAGGCUUAAUGAUGGCUGUUGUAACGGAUUUGUGUUUAUUAUUGGAGUUAGCAACGAUAUUAAGGCAAGAGGUUACUUAUUUUGAGCUGGCUAGCAUUAAUGACGAGUUGUGAAACCGUCGGGUCCGAACCGUCAAGUCGAACCGUCAGUAACGGACAACUGGAGCUGGUGGAGCAUUCACAGGGCCCAAUGACAAUUAUUGUAACGUAUUUAUGUAUUAUUAGCCUCCUUAAUAUGAUAUUAAUUGUAAUUGACCGGCCUUUAUGACAGAUUUGAAUUCGUCAUAAAACGCGGCGAACCCGUCAGUAACGUAAAAAAUCAUCAUUAGGGCUUUAGUUACAUUUCCUAUAAAUAACAUAGCCUCAUUGUAAUCAGGGCAGCUGAAACAUUCGAAUAAUACACAAGUUUUCAUUCUUG